Molecule: messenger RNA, 522 nt
Organism: Lithohypha guttulata
Lineage: Eukaryota; Fungi; Ascomycota; Eurotiomycetes; Chaetothyriales; Trichomeriaceae
Gene: CCM1
Product: Mitochondrial group I intron splicing factor ccm1
Exons: 4
Coding region: 1-522 (173 amino acids)
Molecular function (GO): enzyme regulator activity; calcium ion binding
Source: RefSeq, a predicted model, not a curated record
AUGUCCGCUCCACCGAAGAUCAACACCGGCGUCAAGUCUACGAGAAGCCCAGGUUCAGCCAAAACACCCGUCGAAGCCCUAUCAGAAGAACAAAUCCAGUCAUUUCGAGACGUCUUCAGCCUGUUCGACAAAGACGGCUCAGGUUCGAUAUCGACCAACGAACUUGGAGAUGUCAUGAAGAGUCUGGGCCAGAACCCAACAGCCGAAGAACUUCAGGACAUGGUCAAUGAAGUAGACAUAGACCAUAGCGGAAGCAUCGAGUUUACUGAAUUCAUGACCAUGAUGGCGACGACGAUUCAGCCAAAGGACUUUGCAGAAGAGACCAAAGCCGCGUUCAGAGUCUUUGACAAGGAUGGAAGCGGCACGAUCUCGGCGAAGGAGCUGAGAGCUGUGAUGAAGUCGCUUGGUGAGGAUCUUACUGAUGAUGAGAUUGAUGAGAUGAUCAAGGAGGCAGACAAGGAUAACAGCGGGUCGAUAGACUAUGAGGAGUUUGCACAGCUUUUGUCUCCAACUGGGAAAUAG